Messenger RNA from Hirsutella rhossiliensis, 1848 nucleotides. RefSeq names its product POT family domain-containing protein. Gene Ontology annotation, molecular function: dipeptide transmembrane transporter activity. The record is from RefSeq and is a predicted model, not a curated record. Bases 1 to 1848 code for a protein of 615 amino acids. Gene Ontology annotation, cellular component: membrane. Lineage: Eukaryota; Fungi; Ascomycota; Sordariomycetes; Hypocreales; Ophiocordycipitaceae. Gene Ontology annotation, biological process: transmembrane transport; oligopeptide transport. The transcript has 2 exons.
AUGACGAGCGCCCCCAACCUCGAACACGACGCCAUCACGCAGGCGGGCCUCGUCGAUGCCGAGCACAAGGGCAUCGUCGUCAACCCUGCCCGCGGCUCCAUGGACGUCCGCAAGGGCUCCGUCACGCGCCACUCGCUGGCUGGCGUGUCGGUCGAAGAAGAGGAGUACGACGGCAAGCCGACCGAGGAGGAAAUGCACACGCUGCGCCGCGUCUCGGGCAAGAUCAUGUGGAGCAUGUGGACCAUCGCCUUUGUCGAGCUCUGCGAGCGCUUCUCCUACUACGGCACUUCGGUUCUCUACACAAACUUCAUCAACCGUCCGCUGCCCGUCGACUCCACCACCGGCGCUCCCCAGCACCCGGGCGACCUCCCCGGUGCCCUAGGCAUGGGCCCCAAGGCUGCUCAGGGGCUUAACCUCUUCAAUAUGUUCUUUGCCUAUCUGAUGCCUCUCGUCGGUGCCUGGAUUGCCGAUGCGCGCAUGGGUCGUUUCUGGACUCUGCAUCUAGCCAUUGGCGUUUCCACCAUCGCCCACGUCAUCUUGGUCGUUGCCGCGUCCCCGGGCGUCCUCGCCAAUAACAAGGGCUCCUUCGCCUGCUUCAUCAUCGGCCUCCUGACCCUCUGCGUCGGUACCGGCUUCUUCAAGGCCAACGUUUCUCCGCUCCUGGCUGAUCAAAACGAGGACGUCCGGCCGCGUAUUGAGGUCCGCAAGGGCGAGCGCGUCAUUGUCGACCCUGCCGUCACAAACACCCGCAUCUUCCUCUACUUCUACUUCUGCAUCAACGUCGGCUCACUCACCGGCCAGAUUGGCAUGGUCUACGUUGAAAAGUACGUGGGCUUCUGGGUCGCCUUCAUCAUCCCCACCGGCCUCUUCCUCCUGGCUCCCUUCGUCCUCUGGUCGCAGAAAAAGAGCUACAAGCUCAAGCCCCCUACGGGCUCGCUGCUCUCCAAGUUCUUCCGCAUGUUCAUCUUUGUCCGCAAGCGCUCGUCCUUGACCAAGUUCAGCUGGGAGGUGGCCAAGCCAUCGAACGUUCCCGUCGCGGAGCGCCCGAGCUGGAUGACAUACGACGAUGCCUGGGUCGACGAGGUUCGACGCGGUCUCAAGGCCUGCAAGGUCUUCCUCUUCCUGCCCAUCUUCUUCCUCUCCUACAACCAGAUGACCGGCAACUUGACCAUUCAGGCCGGCACCUUGGAGCUGCACGGCGUGCCCAACGACAUUAUCCAAAACCUCAACCCUAUCUCUAUUCUCAUCAUGAUCCCCCUCAUCGACCACGUCCUGUACCCCGGACUCCGGAAACUCGGCAUUGCCUUUACGCCCAUCAAGCGAAUGACGACCGGCUUUAUCAUCGCCGCCUUGUCCAUGGUUGCCUCGGCCGUCAUGCAAUACUACAUCUACCAGAAAAGCCCUUGCGGCUGGUAUGCCAACAAACUCAUCCUGGUCGAUGGCGUCGAAAAGGCAUGCCCGCCAGCGCCCAUCAACGUGUGGGCCCAAUGUUUGCCGUACAUCUUCAUUGGCAUUGCCGAAAUCUUUGCAAACGUCACAUCGUAUGAGUACGCCUACUCCAAGGCUCCGGAGAACAUGAAGUCUCUGGUCAUGAGCGUUAACCUCUUCAUGAGCGCCAUCUCCGCCGCCCUUGGCCAAGCCUUUACCCCCCUCUCUGACGACCCGUACCUCGUGUGGAACUACACCGCCGUCGCCUGCAUUGCCAUGGUUGGCGGAGUUACUUUCUGGUUCUGCUUCCGACAUCUCGAUUCCGACGAAGACAAGUGGAACUUGCUGAAGAGGUCCGAAUUUAUCGGCAAGCAGCAGCCGGGCUUGAGCAAGGCUCACGAAGCGGGCGAAGAGGCUUAA